Messenger RNA from Rhagoletis zephyria (snowberry fruit fly), 1334 nucleotides. RefSeq lists its product as uncharacterized. NCBI's taxonomy places the organism in Eukaryota, Metazoa, Arthropoda, Insecta, Diptera, Tephritidae. The record is from RefSeq and is a predicted model, not a curated record.
GAAUGUAAACAAGAAACAGCUGUUUAAUUAAGUAAAAGAAAAUUAGUAAAUACAAAGUUUAUGGGCUCUGCAAAUUAGAUAUAUUUAUAUAUUAGCAUGCAUAAGUAUUACAGUAAUGAUGUGAUAACAACGAUAAAGUAAAUGCUGGUAAAUCCAUUAACAUUCCUGAAGAGUAGCCGACACGGAGAGAAUAACUACAUAUGUACAUACAUAAAAACGUGCCACAUACAAAAUCCUGAAUACAGAGCUUCAAUUGCAACUCCCAAAUAUUUCAAACAUCAGUUUUUAUCCAAACAAAAAUGUCACGAUCAUUACAGCAAUAUCGUUAUUGUUUUAUCGCUGGCGCCUUUGCUGCUGGCGGCAGCUUCUUUGGUCGUGCACCAAGUCAAAUUUCGGAAGUACCUUUAUUAGCGAAGCUGUUUUCAACGGAUGCAAUUUACUUUUUCGAGUUGAUUCUGCUGCGCCUACUCCCCAUUGCAUUGAUGGUGAUUUGUAAUUUGUUGAAUUGGCGUUACUUUCUCAAAGCGCUACAAUGCACCGAACAAACAUUGACCGCAACUGUGCUAACAGCUGCUGCCAAUUAUAUGCUAUCGUUUAUAUUAGGUGCACUUGUGUAUCGAGAAGUAUUUACACUGCUAUCAACUGUGGGUGCAGCAUUGAUAAUUGCGGGGCUUUGGUUUCUCUGUAAGGCACAAGAACAGCAAAAAGCAAACGAAAAACGUAAGAAGCUUACGUGAAGAAUAAAAUUAGUUGGUAGUCUAUUAAGUAUUUAAUUGUACAGAAAAUUAAUUUAAUGGUUGCGUUUCUUUAUACAUUCCGGAUAAUCCGAUUUCAGAGCCAGAAUAAACAGAACGCGUUUGAAAUAUACGUUAGCAUAUCAUCAGGAACGUUCUCAAGAAUAAGUAAACAAAAAAGUUUAUUCCCAACGCUCAGAAUGAAUAAAGAAAUGCAGCCAAUAUAAAAUAUGCGGAAAUAUAUUAUAUUAAACUAGAGUAAUUUCAUUUGCAGGAAUACUUAACACCUUGUAACGUAAGUAUUUAAAUUUUUUUCUGGGUGUACCGCGUUUCAUAAAUUUCACUUGUUAUCCUUGUAGAGUGAACUACGCCCCUUCAGGGUGCUGUCUGGGUCUCGCCUUCAUGUUUGCCCUAUGGUCACCUGCCUAUCGAUCAUUUAAGGGCAUUCAUUCAGCCCAAUUCUUAAUACUCCCGGGGGAGUUUGUUCUCCGUGAAUCUGUUUCUCCCGGAAAAUAAAUCCUCCAAUAAUUAACUACCAGGGAGUAGAAUUUACUCGGAAAACUUGGGCGGGGGAAAUUCGAACUUCAAAGACGCGGUUUG